Messenger RNA from Podospora pseudopauciseta, 2246 nucleotides. RefSeq lists its product as uncharacterized. Bases 1084 to 1974 code for a protein of 296 amino acids. Gene Ontology annotation, cellular component: peroxisome. The transcript is spliced from 3 exons. The record is from RefSeq and is a predicted model, not a curated record. NCBI's taxonomy places the organism in Eukaryota, Fungi, Ascomycota, Sordariomycetes, Sordariales, Podosporaceae. Gene Ontology annotation, biological process: urate catabolic process; purine nucleobase catabolic process. Gene Ontology annotation, molecular function: urate oxidase activity.
CCAGUGUUGAAUCUCUCGAGUCACAGCUAUGCUUACUAUUGCCUGGGUCAGCAGCUCAUAUCAGAGUGUUGGAUCAGGGCAGAGCUGUUCUUAUCAGCUUCAAUCACUGAUAAGAUGGACCAUCCGCAAAGCUAAUGGCCGCCUUAUCUUGCCCAUGCUGCGCGAAGUGGGAUUCUAGCGAUCAUCUGUGUGACGACAAGCGCUCAAGGCGAGCUUUAUGCUUUGGAGGUCUCAAUUAGCUGAGCAGCCGCACCAUCCCCAAGUCUUGUUAGCCAUCCUUUCGUCGUACGAUGCCGAUGAUAACCUGUUGUCAACGGUGCGUGGCGUAUGGAGGGGCGUCGAACCCCGCAAUCCGGACUGUGCCGGGAGAGGUCAGAGAGGGUGGGGGCUUUCAGGUUCCAGGUUCCAGGCUGUCUCAUCGUCGUCGUCGUCGUCGGAACUCGAACGGCGGGAGGGCAAUCUUCAGUUUUGUAACUCCUCCAUCAGAAGUGACAAGACAUGGCUAGCAAGGCAAGGCUACUGCAAGGGGUCAGAGAGAUCAGACCAGAUUCUGGGGAUGUUGAAGAGAGGUUACAGGGAAUAGAAGCCGAAGAUUGAACGAUCGGCCGGUGUCGCAAGCCUCCGGGAGCUCUGCGCGGGGGAGAGCCCUGGGCGUUGGGGGUUGGCAGUCGGCGGACUCCGGCGAAUCCACUUGUCCCUGUUGCCGGCUUGCUGCUUACACGGGCGGGACCAGAACGCCGCGAGGCGCCGUCCGAUCUGCAUCUUCGGCACACCUGCUUGUGCUGACGUUCCUUUGCCCGCGGGAGUGGGUGGUGUCGUGCUUCCUCGCAGCUGUCCACAUCCGUUCGUUGGUUGGGACCUUUAAGGUUUGUAUAAAGACUCACCGUCGUCCACUCUCUCCAACCUCUCGUCUUCCGUCUACACAAACAGCUUCUUCCCUGUCUUGUAAUUUGAACUCAAAUCCACUUUGCUCUCUCUCUUGCAUUAGUCCUCUCCGAAGCCGUUCAUCAGCUUCUCAUAUCUAAAAAGCUUUGCAAAUACCCUCAGCACACAAACACCAAUCACACACACGCAAUCGUCGAAAUGGCUCGUCUUGCUGCUGCUCGCUAUGGAAAGGACAAUGUCCGUGUCUACAAGGUGCACAAGGAUGAGGCUACCGGCACUCAGUCCGUCACUGAGAUGACCGUCUGCUGCCUUCUCGAGGGCCAGAUUGAGACUUCUUACACCGAGGCCGACAACAGCGUUGUUGUGGCUACCGAUUCAAUCAAGAACACCAUUUACAUCAAGGCCAAGGAGCACCCCGUCAACCCCCCUGAGCUUUACGCCGCCCACCUCGGCCAGCACUUCCUCGACAAGUACCCCCACAUCAACGCCGCCAACAUCAAGGUGAUCGUUCACAGAUGGACUCGCAUCAACAUCGACGGCAAGCCCCACCCCCACAGCUUCUACCGCGACGGCAACGAGACCCGCAACGUGGAAGCUCGCGUCACCCGCGAGGCUGGCAUUGAGCUCAAGUCCGCCAUCCAGGGUCUCUCCGUCCUUAAGUCCACCGGCUCUGCCUUCCACGGCUUCGUCAGGGACGAGUACACCACCCUCGGCGAGACUUGGGACCGUAUCCUGUCUACCGACGUUGAUGCCACCUGGAACUGGAAGACCUUUGCCACAGUCGCCGACGUGGAGAAGGGCGUUGAGAGGUUCGACCAGGCUUUCGAGGCGGCCCGCAACAUCACCCUCAAGACGUUCGCCGAGGACGAGUCCGCCUCGGUCCAGAACACCAUGUACAAGAUGUGCGAGGAGAUCUUGGAGAAGGCGGCCGAGGUGGAGGUUGUUGGCUACUCUUUGCCCAACAAGCACUACUUUGAGAUUGACCUCAGCUGGCACAAGGGCUACAAGAACACCGGCAAGGACGCCGAGGUGUACGCUCCCCAGUCUGGCCCCAACGGCCUCAUCAAGUGCGAGGUCGCUCGCUCCUAAGCACCUCACACUUUGUUUUUUUUUAACUGUUUUGGAUUUUGAGUUCUGCUUUUUUCGCAAGACAAGUUAGAAGCUGUUGUAUGAAGAUCAUGAGCAUGGCGUUACCCUGGUCAACAUAUUUUUUUGGGGACAUAGCAGCGACAGGCAAGCAUCUGGGACAGGGGGGUUUGACUUUUUGGUUUUUGGUUUUGGUCUAUUGCAUUUUAGAUGGCGUUGCUAUUUAUUAGCAUUUUGAGAUAUCAGCAAUUCAUAUCACCUUUGAGUUGAUGCAC